AGGGUCACGUGCAUCGGUUCCCAUUAGCAACCAGAGGCUUCUAAACAACCCGCCACCUCUCUAUCGCCGCCCCCCAUCCUCCGAAGUCCAAGUUCUCUCGGUGACCCCUGGCUUGGGGGGCUGUGCUUGGCUUCUCGCGCUCCUCUAGGCCGUUGAAUCCCGCCCGCCUGCCGCCAUGGCAGAGUUGGGUCUAAAUGAACACCAUCAAAAUGAAGUUAUUAACUAUAUGCGUUUUGCUCGUUCAAAAAGAGGCUUGAGACUCAAAACUGUAGAUUCCUGCUUCCAAGACCUCAAGGAGAGCAGGCUAGUGGAGGAGACUUUCACCAUAGAUGAAGUCUCUGAGGUCCUGAAUGGGUUACAGGCUGUGGUCCAUGGCGAGGUGGAGUCUGAGCUCAUCAACACAGCCUACACCAACGUGCUGCUUCUGCGGCAGCUUUUCUCACAAGCUGAGAAGUGGUACCUCAAGCUCCAGACAGACAUCUCUGAACUUGAAAACAGAGAAUUAUUAGAGCAAGUUGCAGAAUUUGAAAAAGCAGAAUUUAUAUCUUCGAAUAAAAAGCCCAUCAUAGAUAACAUAAGGCCAAAACUUGCUCCACUUAAUGAAGGUGGAGCAGCAGAACUCCUAAACAAGGAAAUUUUAAGACUUCAAGAAGAGAACGAGAAAUUAAAGUCAAGGCUAAAGGCCACUGAAACACAGGCAACAAAUGCAUUGGAUGAGAAGUCAAAGCUAGAAAAAGCACUGCAGGAUUUACAGCUUGAUCAAGGAAAUCAAAAGGAUUUUGUAAAGGCCCAAGACUUGAGUGACUUGGAAAACACAGUUGCUGCUUUAAAGAGUGAAUUUCAGAAGACACUUAAUGACCAGACCGAAAACCAGAAGUCUCUGGAAGAGAAUCUAGCCACGGCCAAACAUGACCUCCUCAGGGUGCAGGAGCAACUGAGCAUGGCUGAAAAGGAGUUAGAGAAGAAAUUCCAACAAACAGCAGCGUAUCGAAACAUGAAAGAGAUUCUUACCAAGAAGAAUGACCAAAUCAAAGACCUGAGGAAAAGACUGGCAAAAUACGAACCUGAAGAUUAAAAACUGAAGAAGAUUUCAUCUGAAGGCUGCCACAGUGUGAAAGUACAAAGCUGUUUCUCACCUCAGGCAUGUAUUUGAAGCAGUUUAUUAUAUUCCCUGUCUUUAUUUUUCUAUGAUUUAGAGUUUGCUUCUAAUAUUUAGAACUAGAGUUCCUAUUUCAGUUAACUAAUUGAGAAGAGAGAAAACUUACCGACGGAUUCUGGCCUCUUGUCUCAAACUCCUCUCUGCCUAGUGCUCCAAAGUCUUAGUUAAACUGCAAUGAGAACUUCAUAGCAAAAAACAGGCUUUUAGAGUGGGAAGAAGAGACUUACUCUUUUGCAUUAGUAUAAAGAGUACACCUUUUCAAUAAAUGUUAAUGCCAGCAUUGUCUGUAGUUGUACAUUCCCCAGAGUAAAAGUAAAUACAGAAUUAUUAAAUAUAAUUACAAAUAAACCUUAUUUUUUAAAAUGAAAUUGAUUUCUCUAUUUAAUCAUCAAAAAUAUAUGAAUUUAUUAAAAAUAUGAAUACCAUCCAUUAUAAGCAUGAUUUUUACCAAUUACAAUGAAAAUUAACAGUGAAUAUGAGGAUUCGAUUAACUCCUUCAGUUUCUCUGGCUCAAAGCUGUGUUUAGCAGAGGAGGGUCAGACAUUUUUUGUAGCACAACUUAUCAUGAGUCUGUAUCAGUGAUGGAAAAGGCAAAGCCAUCCUGUACUUUUACAGUCGAGAAAGGAUCUGGGCUCAGAAUAAAUGUGAUCUUUAUAUUUCAGGUUCCAGAGUAUUCCUUUAUUUUUUAAACUUUUGUAUUUAAAUUUUUUUUUUUUUUUUUUUUUUUUUAAGGGCUGCACCUGCAGCGUAUGGAAGUUCCCAGGCUAUGGGUCGAAUCGGAGCUACAGCUGCUGGCCUACACCAAAGCCACAGCAAUGCGGGAUCCAAGCCGCAUCUGCUACCUAUAUCACAGCUACUUAGCGAGGCCAGGGAUUGAACCUGCAUCCUCAUGGAUCCUAGUCGGAUCAGGUACAGCCCUAGAGAAGACAAAAAGACAAAAAAAUAUAUAAAAAUUAAAAAAUUAAUUAAAUGAGAACACUUUCAAAAAAUUUUAUUCAAUAUAAAAUAAAUUACCAUGUAAACUAGCUAUAAUGGAAAAAAAUCAUUAUAUAAAAAAUUAAAUUACCAGAUCUCAGAUUCAGUUUUAGAGUAUUUAUUUAUUUACAUGCAUUUAUAGGAACUGCAUUUUCAAGAGAAUUUGUAUAUCCAUCAGUCCUGCUUUUUCUUGUAUAAUUUUGAGUAAAUCAUUAGAAAUUAGGAAUCAAAUCUGCAGUGACUAAUACAGCAAUAUACUAUAAGGAUAAACAAUAUACUAUAAGGAUAAAGUCCAUAAAGCAGUAAUGCCUCAGAAAGAAAGGACUUACUUUUUUUUUCUUUUUUCUAUUUUUCUUUUUUUUUGGCCACCCCAUGGUAUAUGGAGUUCCCAGGCCAGGGAUCAGAUCCGAGCCCCAGUUGCCACCUACACCUCAGCUGCAGCAACACCAAAUCCUUUAACCCACUAUGCCAGGCCCGGUUCGAACCUGCAUCCUGGCGCUGCAGAGUGCACCACCAAUCCCAUUGCACCACAGUGGGAACUCCAGGAAGUACUUAAUCUUAACACAUUAUUUAGAAAGUAAUUAUUGCCACUUCCAAAGGCAGAGUAUCACACCCUAAAUGAAUAUUUUAUUCUCCAAGAAGAAUCCUAAUGGGAGGACAAGGCUCAUUAUUUUUAUUCCAGCUUUUAAUACUAGCCUUGAAUUUGAUGUUUUUCUUGUAGGUUUUAAUGUUAAAAUACUGAAGGAACAAAUGAUAAUGGGUAAGAUAAUUUCCCCAAAAAAGGACACAGAGGGGAGUUUUUAAAAGAUGGAUGCAUCAGAGAAGGGAGGGAAAACAUCCACUAACAAGCCAGCACUUACUGUGUAGUUGUCACUUGUCCCUCACUGGGUCAUUCACUGGGUCCUGUGGUUCUGUGUCUUUUAAGCUUGUACUGAGGGGUCCAGUCUCACCCUGGACAGAUCUCUCCAAAAACCAUUCCAUUAUUUAUGGACCAGGUUAUUCUAUGUAAAUUAGAAAUAGAACUAUUGCUUAAAUGGCUUGUGUACCUUGCAAAAAAAAAAAUCUAUUUUCUCAUUAUAUGUGUCUUAGUUUGAUGCCCAUAGGAAAGGAAAUUAUGUUGAGAAAUCUGUGUUGCUGGGUAGUAUUUUGACUUGGUUUUUUUUGGUAGCAAGUUUUAAAUAUUCCAUAUAGCAUAUUCCAAUUCAAUAAUAAAUUCAAAAGUAUGUAUGAAACCUUACAAUGUGACUAUGCCCUGCAUUAAGAUCAACAGAUGUGAUACUCUUUGACAUAAAUCACCAUGAAGAUUUUUGUGCCCUGGUUUUGUCACUGUUUGCAUGUGUGUGUGUGUGUGUGUGUGUGUUUGCAAAACUCAUGUGCAUAUUAAAUGCAGUAUUAAAUGCUGCAUAUCAAAAUGCAGUAUUAAAUUUUUAGUUUUUGAAUAAUUUCCUACUUUUAAAUUUAUUUCAUUUAACUAAGAAAGGAACCCUUUUUAAAAUUGAUCUAUUUUGGGUUUCUAGGAACACUGCCUCAAGCCUUGAUUGAUUUCAGUGUGCUAAGCUGUAUAAACUGUACAUUGUGGCUCUCAUAAUGCAGCUUUAGUUUAGCUUAAAUAUUCAAAGCUUCUCCCAAACUGUGACUCAUGCCCUUUAUUGCCAAAAAUAAAAUAUAAAGGAUUAUGUUAUUA
Molecule: messenger RNA, 3818 nt
Organism: Sus scrofa (pig)
Lineage: Eukaryota; Metazoa; Chordata; Mammalia; Artiodactyla; Suidae
Gene: LZTFL1
Product: leucine zipper transcription factor like 1
Biological process (GO): negative regulation of protein localization to cilium
Cellular component (GO): cytoplasm
Source: RefSeq, a predicted model, not a curated record